ACGUUUGCAUGAAAAGCACUGUGGGCGGGGGGAUAUUUUGCCUGGGGUGUUUGUUAGAUACAAAAGCGAGGAAUGGAAAGUGCUGCCGUGUAAAUGCUUGUGUUUUUGUGUACGGCACUCACACCCAUGGAUGUCAGUGCAAGUAUCGUGUUCCUGUUGUGUGCUGACCUCCUUAAAGCAGAACUAAAGCCUAAAGAACAACUCAACUAAACAGAAAAAUUUGUCGUCCGACUGCUAACAGCAAAGAUCCAAAAUGGCCUCCAUUAUAACCGAGAACCUCAAAUUCUUUUCCUUGUUUUUUAAAAGCAAGGAUGUUAUGAUAUUUAACGGACUGGUGGCUCUUGGGACUGUGGGUAGCCAGGAGUUAUUUUCUGUGGUUGCCUUUCACUGUCCUUGCUCACCAGGAAGGAACUACAUGUACGGAUUGGCUGCCAUUGGCGUCCCGGCCCUCGUCCUCUUUCUCAUCGGUAUAAUGCUUAAUAACCACACGUGGAAUCUUGUAGCUGAAUGUCAAAAAAGGGCUCUAAAGAACUGUUCUACCCCGGCCACUUUCUUGUUGUUUGGUUCGAUCCUUGGGAGAGCCCUAGUCGCUCCGGUCACAUGGUCUGUGAUCUCGCUGCUCCGAGGGGAGGCGUACGUUUGUGCCAGAAGUGAAUUCCUUAACCCUACAGCUUUCUUGGAUUUCCCUUCAGAAUAUGGGCCUGAUUCUAUGGCUAGAUUCUCUUGUCCAGACACACCAAAGGAGCUCAUCCCUUUUAAAGACGAAGUGAUAAGAAGAUUAAAGUAUGAAUCUCAGUUCCUUGGUUGGAUACUGAUUGCUGUAAUUGCCUCUGCCGCCUUUCUACUCAAGUGCCUGCAGCAUUGCUGUACCCCUUUGAGUUUCCAUCAGGAGGACUAUUGGAAACAGUACCGUUACGCAGAAAAAGACCUGUUCAAUCGUACUGCUGAGGUCCAUGCGAAGGUCCUUGCUGCCAAUAAUGUUAAACAGUUUUUUGGUUUUGUGGCUUUGGACAAAGAUGAAAAGGAUAUAGUCAGCCAGUACCCAGUGGAUGAGGCCCAGACAAGCCCCCAAUGGCAGGAGAUAACUGGAGUGUACCUUUAUCGGGAGAACAAGGGCUUCCCGUUGUACAGCCGUCUCCACAAAUGGGCCAAAAAAGUCAUAGGGAAUGGUAUGGACCCUGACGGGCGAGAAAUGGCCCUCCUUGCUGUAUGAGAAACUGAGGCUAGGAGGAUGGGGUGGGGGUGACCUGGUGAUUGUUAUUGAAUGUCAUAUUUUAUAUCAUCAUGCAUAAAGGGACAUUGAUGUGUCAGUAAACCUUAAAAAUACCUCUACAAGACAGUACCCAUCCAUCUUUGAACUUUAAAUCCAUGGUGCCUGCAAUGAAUGAAGACGUUGGUACUAGAACCUAUAGAUUAGAACCGGCUUCCUGCAAGCUUUUGAAAGGUUGAAUGUUCAGAUUGUGCCUUCAUUGUACCGCACCAACAUUCUCAAAGUGCCUUGGCUACCAACCAAUGAAAAGUGCUGUUUAUACUGAGAGCAUCAAGGGAUCAUUAGCCCGUAUAUUAUACCAUAGAGCAUGUUGGUGAGGAAUAAGGCUUGAAUUCAGCAAUUGGUAGAAAGUGCUAUAUAUUGGAAGGGAUUAGAAGAUCUGUGGGGUAAAACGAAAUGUUACAUUCCUCCAUAUUUUUAUUUUUUUAUGUAGGUCAAGAAUUGUACAGAUGGUAUAUACAUUUCAUUAUACUGUAUAUAUUCAGAUGCUUGCUCUUUUCUUAUUAAAGGAGAUGGAAAGGUGUUUUUACUUGGGGGUGCCAAAAGUUAGGCACCCCCAAUUGAUUGUAUCUACUUACCUGACACCCCUGGCCGGUGCUCCUAUGAGGAGCCUUCCUGCUUCAGCAUUCUGUUCUAAUGCGCAGCGGCAAGAAGAAGCCUAACAUUUGGCACCCCCAAGCAGAAAAUGCCUUUCCUUCUCCUUUAAAUAUCAAUUUUAAAAUGCAGACAAAUAAUUCUUCAUAUUCCUCAUAUUAAUUUACUGAAAGAGGGAAACCUUCUUCAUCAUGUGUAUAAAAUCAUAUCUGGUACAGAAAGUUAACCAGCCUCUGAUUCCUUUAUGAAUCAUUUUCACUGCUGGAAGUACAGAUAGAUGUUCCAGGACAUUUCAGAUUUUUUUCUUUAGUGGGCAAAAACUGACUUCGAAAAAUUUGGCCUGUGCUGUUCUGUAAGACCUGGUCUGUAAACCUCCCACCUGUGACGCUAGUGUUUUAUACACUGAUACGUGUGCAGAACAUUUCUGCUACCGACUGGCCUGUGCUCAUACUCGGAGCCGACGACUCAACCCUAUAAAGAGAAAAGUGGAAUGUAGAAGGAACAGACUUACUGUCUAGGGAGACCAGGAUAGCAGCAGCUUUUAAAUGACUUGUCCUUUUCAUUUUUUAUUCAUUUUAUACUUGUGUCUCAGGAAUUCUUUUAUACCUGUUGUAUUACUUGUAACUGAUUUUUUUAAAGAUUAAAUCUAAAGAUUUUUCAAA
Molecule: messenger RNA, 2526 nt
Organism: Xenopus laevis (African clawed frog)
Lineage: Eukaryota; Metazoa; Chordata; Amphibia; Anura; Pipidae
Gene: calhm2.S
Product: calcium homeostasis modulator 2 S homeolog
Exons: 3
Coding region: 254-1213 (319 amino acids)
Biological process (GO): monoatomic cation transmembrane transport
Cellular component (GO): membrane; plasma membrane
Molecular function (GO): monoatomic cation channel activity
Source: RefSeq, a predicted model, not a curated record